Debaryomyces hansenii CBS767 is the source of this 2541-nucleotide messenger RNA. RefSeq names its product alpha-1,2-mannosidase MNL1. Gene Ontology annotation, molecular function: calcium ion binding; mannosyl-oligosaccharide 1,2-alpha-mannosidase activity. The coding region runs from base 1 to 2541 and encodes 846 amino acids. The record is from RefSeq and is a predicted model, not a curated record. NCBI's taxonomy places the organism in Eukaryota, Fungi, Ascomycota, Pichiomycetes, Serinales, Debaryomycetaceae. The transcript has a single exon. Gene Ontology annotation, cellular component: membrane; endoplasmic reticulum. Gene Ontology annotation, biological process: mannose trimming involved in glycoprotein ERAD pathway; endoplasmic reticulum mannose trimming; carbohydrate metabolic process.
AUGUUCUAUACUUCAAUAAACAAUCGAAUUGCACUUGUGACAUGUAUACUUGCGUGUUUCUGUUGCGUGCAAUCAUUGAAAUACCAAUACGAAUCAUCCUUCACUCCAAAUCAUAUACAAUAUUUGAAAAAUGAGACGAGACUUCUAUUCAAACAUGCAUGGUCGUCAUACAUGCAAUAUGGAUUUCCAGCAGAUGAGGUAUUACCGGAUACGUGUGAGCCUUAUGGCCCAGAUUACAAUAAUGUCGAUAACGUGGUAAGAAAUGAUGCUUUGGGCAAUACUUCUCUGACGAUUCUAGACAAUUUGGAUACUUUAAUGAUAAUGGAAGAAUGGGAAGAGUUAGAGAGGGCUUUAGAAUACCUUAAAUCAGAAGAGAAGACCUUAUUUAAUAAAGAUACAAUAGUGCAAGUUUUUGAAACUACCAUUCGGUCGUUAGGUGGGCUUUUAUCGACACAUCUACUUUUGACAGAUGUUACUAAAGGCAAUAAAAUAUUGCCAUCAAGAUACCAAAAAUUCAAGGAAAUAUCUGAUAACUAUGAUGGGUUUUUAUUAAAUAUGGCAUAUGAUUUGGGACUUAAGUUACUUCCAGCCUUCAAGACAUCCACAGAAAUACCCGUUCCUCGGAUUAAUUUGGCAAAAGGGGUCUUAAAAGUACCAUCAAAUCUUCAAAAAGAAACUUGUACAUCUGGUGCUGCGUCGCCGGUUCUUGAAUUUACUCUUCUUUCAAAGCUCUCAGGAGACCCGCAAUUUGAAUACUAUUCACAAUUGACGUUUUGGAAACUUUGGUCUUCCAGACUGGCGCUUGAUUUAAUGCCAAUGUCAAUAGAUCCAAUUGCAAAUAAAUGGAAGGAUCAAAUUACAGGAAUAGGAGCUUCCGUUGAUUCAUUUUAUGAGUAUGCGGCUAAGGCAUCUAUACUAUUUAAUGAUGAUUAUAUGUGGCAUGUAUUUAAAACCUCGUAUAAAGCAUUACUAGCCCACCUGGUCCAAGGAGGUGGAGAUAAUGAAGGAGUGAUGAUAUUUGGAAAUGUAGGGGUUAAUGAUGGCUCAUUGGCUUCUAUAUGGAUAGAUCUGCUCGGUGCAUUUUGGUCGGGUCUACAAGUCUUGACUGGGCAAUUGCAAGAUGCAAUUAAAACGCACUUGAUGUACUUAAAAUUAUGGGAUCAUUUUGACCUGAUUCCUGAAAGAUGGAACUUUUUACUAAAUAAAUCUCAAUUAGAGAACGAUGAUUCUGAAGCGAUAAUGCUUGAAUGGUAUCCACUAAGGCCCGAGUUUAUCGAGUCUACAUAUUACUUAUAUAGAGCGACUCGAGACCCAAUGUACCUACAGAUCGGAGCUAGAGUACUUGAAUUAUUACAAACUAAGUACAAGACAAUUUGCGGAUUCCAUGGAUUACAGGACAUAAGAACAGGAAAUUUUCAGAAUAGAAUGGAGACCUUCGUUAUGAGUGAAACAUUGAAGUAUUUAAUGUUAUUAUUUGAUGCUGAUAAUGAGAUAUUUCUUCAUACAAGCAUGAUGAGCAAUAAGAACUGGAUUUUUUCAACCGAAGCGCAUCCUAUGUGGUUUGAUAAACGAUUAGAUCCAUACAACUUCACACAUUCCAGAUCUGCCGAUAAACAAAACAUGGGUACGUUGAAAAACCUGCUUUUUGCUAAGAUGAAGUCAAAGUUUAGUAGAAGCAAGCGGAAAUUGACCACUGCUGAUGAAAAGACAUUCUACCGAAACAUUACUACACCACGAGUGAUCACAUACGAGAUGCCCGGAAUAAUAGAAAAUGGGGAUAUACACAAGAUCGAUCCAUUGGAAAGUAAGUUUGACAAAUGUGAAGUAAACGUAUUUAAUAAUAAGCCAUCGAUGUUAACAGUAUCCGGGUAUUACCAAUUGAGCUCUUUCUUCUAUCCAGAUCAUGCAUUCAAAUACUCCCUAAUAAAGCCACGUUAUCUUCUGAAAUCGGCUCUUGAUGGAAGCUGUGUAGAAUUGACGCCGUCUUUCCUCAGAAUUUUUGCAAUGUCAGGACCUGAUAAUACUACCAAAUACCAUCACCAGUGUCCUAGAACAUCGACCACUACAUACCUUGAACUAGUUUUAGGAAAUAUCGAAAAAGCCCAAAGUGUCGAGAUUUCAAGAUUAAAGUAUAAGAGAAAGCAACCAACUGAGUAUAUUUCUCUUCAAGAAGAUGAUUUAUGGGUUCCUGACUUUUCCUCGAUUAGACUAAAGAUUGAGAAAUUAUCGUCUGGCUUGAUCGAUUCCGAAAAUAUGUUAAUCACUGACUCAUUCAUACAAUCCAUUAGAGUUGACGAUUAUAAUGCCGAGAUAGGAAUGUCUGCCGCGAAUCAAUCUGUUUCUACUACAAAGGAUAUCCUGUUGGUACUCAGAAUCAAGAAAAUCAACGGUAUAUCUGUUAAGCCCGGCCAGGUUGUAUGGACAUUACCAUUUGAAAUUAAUACAUCAAUCAUAGGUGACUCAUCAAUUGGGGUUGCAAGUGACAAUAGAGUAGUAUUACAAGGCAAUGUAGUUGAAAACUUGAAGGUAUGGUAUGGUUAA